AUGGCUCAAGGCAGCCCGCGCAGCUCACUGGCAAGCGAUUUCGGCAGUCCGGAGCCAUUGAUAAUCCCGACGCCCGGUGCCAUUGCUCGCAGAGCGGCACUGGCACGCAGCAAAGAGCCAACGCCCGGACGCGCGCUCACAAAGUCUGAACGACGACGGCAUCGCAAGCAGCAUGGUCGAAAUGACUCUGAACUACCUGCCUCUGCAUUUGUCCUCCCUGCGUCUUUACCGGCAGGAUUCAACCCCAACAAGACACCAAAGCGUGUCGACAGCGCACAGUCUGCCCCCGUUAAGACACCACUGACACAGCUAGAGACCGAUGGAGAUAUACCAUCAACCGCAAAGCGCCUCUCUGGCGUACCAUCACGUCUUGCUCGCGCCAUGGCCGACUAUUCCUUCGUGAGUACUCCCGGCAGGUCACUUCUGAGCUUUGCGAGAGAGUCCUUCGGUGCGGCAUCAGCACAGAAAAGAGACAACCGCACAGAGCAGGAUGAAGUCAGGGCAAGGCGCGUCUCGUUCAGCCCGAGAGUCUCUGUUUCUUUCGACUAUGACCGCUCAGCACUUGCAGCGCCUGCGAGUGACGGUCUUGCAUCUUCACAAGCAGGCUCGAGAUCGCUCGUCCGAUCCCCCAGCGAGCCUUUGAGAUCUGCACUUUCGAGAAAGGCAACUCAGCCUGGUCCCUCCGACAGCUUGUUCCUCUCACAAGUGCGCCCGCGCGCUGGACCUUCGACCGAGCUAGCAAGCCCGCGCUUUAGUCCUAUCGCCUCACAAGCCUCUCCUGCAAGCACAAUCAUGGCGCCCGACGACAGUCGUGCCGGUCGGCCGUUUGUGGACGAAUAUGCAAUAGACGACAAUGAGUAUGGCCAGGGGGGAAACGAUUCGCAGCGCACGAGCUUCUGGUCGAGCAACGGCAAUGCUGGCCGAAGAAGUCUGGACAAGGAUAGAAGACCAAGCCUACCACGCAUCGCCGCGCCUCGCUUCAGUCCUUCUCCGCCUUCUUCGCCCGUGCCUCUACGCGAUGACACGAUGAAGACCUUGACAAUUGCGAGGAAAGUCAAGAAGAGCUUGCGGGAGAAUGGCAGGAAAAGAGACAAGCCGAAGCAGGCCAAGAAGCGCGAAAUCGAACUGCUUGCGACGUUGCCCUCUGAUGACGAUGCUGAGCGAACAGUCAUCCAUGGCAAACGAAGGCGGAUCGAUCCAAUGGAUAUCAUCCAGACUGUCGUUCAAGAUGCCAAGCAGUCACAAUCGAUCGAGAUGCAGGACUAUCUCGACCAUUUUCUCGAUUGUCUCGAGCCAGAGAUUGCCGCCCAGAUGUUUGCCGGCGCAGACGAACGUCCUGCCAACUUGCGUGAUCUGCGACAGCUUGCAAAUGACGUGAUGAAGGUCAAGAAGGAGCGACACAGAGUCAGGAGCAAGCUCCAUGCAGACGACCGCGCCUGGCAACAGUCGCGUGAGCGCAUAGCUGUACUCAGGCAUGCGCACGAGCUCUACUCGGCCGUCACAUCCUCUGAGCGAUUUCCGAUCGUCAAAGCGAACGAUCCAGAUGAUGAGGACGCGAUACUCAAUACAACCAAGAGGCUGCUCAUUCGGCUGUCUACAUCUGACGGGGCAGUGUAA
This is a messenger RNA of Mixia osmundae IAM 14324, 1617 nucleotides long. RefSeq lists its product as uncharacterized. NCBI's taxonomy places the organism in Eukaryota, Fungi, Basidiomycota, Mixiomycetes, Mixiales, Mixiaceae. Bases 1 to 1617 code for a protein of 538 amino acids. The transcript is spliced from 5 exons. The record is from RefSeq and is a predicted model, not a curated record.